CCGUCUCAGACUGCGCCUUUUGCUCGGGUCUUAGAGGGGGGCGCGGAGCAGGGGAGGGGCUUCCUUCGAUUCGCUCGCCGCAGAGUGGGGUACGCGAGCCCACUCCCCGCGCCGCCUUGGGGCUGCUCAGCCGCCGCCCGCUCGCCCUCAACAUGAUCAAAGCGAUCCUCAUUUUCAACAACCAUGGGAAGCCGCGGCUUUCCAAAUUCUACCAGCGCUAUAGUGAAGAUAUACAACAACAGAUUAUCAGAGAAACAUUCCAUUUAGUAUCAAAACGUGAUGAAAAUGUUUGUAAUUUCUUAGAAGGAGGCUUAUUAAUAGGUGGAUCUGACAACAAACUGAUAUAUCGCCAUUAUGCUACAUUGUACUUUGUCUUCUGUGUUGAUUCUUCAGAAAGUGAACUUGGAAUUUUAGAUCUAAUACAAGUUUUUGUAGAAACUUUAGACAAGUGUUUUGAGAAUGUCUGUGAACUGGAUUUAAUUUUCCAUGUGGACAAGGUUCAUAAUAUCCUGGCUGAAAUGGUGAUGGGCGGAAUGGUUUUGGAGACCAACAUGAAUGAAAUUGUCACCCAAAUUGAUGCUCAAAAUAAACUGGAAAAAUCUGAGCUAUUUUCUAGCUACAGAGCAGUGCAGCACUGGCUGAGAAGCACAGACAUUUGCAUACCUAUGCUGCAUGGCCAUAUGCUGGUGCAAAAACUUAAUAAAGGCUGGUUUAGCAGGAGCCCCAGCCCGGGCUGUGUCAGCUGUAAAGAAUAUGAAUCUUCCUGAGAUCCCAAGAAAUAUUAAUAUUGGUGACAUCAGUAUAAAAGUGCCAAACUUGCCCUCUUUUAAAUAAUUUGUGCACUCCAGGUAAAAAUGAAAAAUAACUAGCUGAUCACAAAUGUUUACCAAACCAAUGUUUUGUUAAUUGAAUAAAAGACCGACAUAAUCCAUAUAAACCUUCUGUAGUAAAACUGUGAAACUGUUCUGCUUAGCAAAUAUAAAGAAGUGGCUCUUUUGUGAUUUCUAAAUAAUACUACAAUGUCCUUUUAAAGCAUAUCAAAUCUAAAGCAUAUAAUUUUCUGGAAAGGUAAUUCAAAGUAUUUAUUUUCUUUGUAUAACUUUUUUUUGUAUACACUAAGCUCUAUACUAUAACUAGUACAGCAGUCUGAUUAUAUUUCUUUGUCUGAUGUGUUGCAUGACAACAUUCAACUGUAUUUUCUCUUGCUUUUUGAAUAAAUUACCAUGACUGUAUUUGAA
Messenger RNA from Candoia aspera, 1238 nucleotides. It is a transcript of the gene AP3S1, whose product is annotated as adaptor related protein complex 3 subunit sigma 1. Lineage: Eukaryota; Metazoa; Chordata; Lepidosauria; Squamata; Candoiidae. The coding region runs from base 153 to 767 and encodes 204 amino acids. The record is from RefSeq and is a predicted model, not a curated record. Gene Ontology annotation, biological process: Golgi to vacuole transport; intracellular protein transport. Gene Ontology annotation, cellular component: intracellular membrane-bounded organelle; membrane coat; AP-3 adaptor complex. The transcript is spliced from 7 exons.